Clarias gariepinus (North African catfish) is the source of this 943-nucleotide messenger RNA. RefSeq names its product tetraspanin-1-like. Gene Ontology annotation, cellular component: membrane. The transcript is spliced from 7 exons. NCBI's taxonomy places the organism in Eukaryota, Metazoa, Chordata, Actinopteri, Siluriformes, Clariidae. The coding region runs from base 67 to 786 and encodes 239 amino acids. The record is from RefSeq and is a predicted model, not a curated record.
UUAAAACAACAGCCAGUUUGUUCAAUUUACACAAAGGGUUUUCAAAAAAACUAAACAGAAAGCAAGAUGACUUGCACAUGGAUUCUCAAGGUACUAAUGGUCAUCAUCAACAGUGCCAUCCUUAUAGCCGGUGGUAUAACGGCGAUCAUUGGAUUUUUGAUCGAAACGAAGGGCAAGACUGUUCUUGAAUUGCUGAAAAACAAUAAUGAAAUUUUCUCAGAUUUUGCUCCUUGGUUUAAUGCUACCUACUCGCUAAUUGCUAUUGGGGCCGUCCUUGCCUUCAUGGGCUUCCUGGGCUGCUGCGGAGCCUACUGUGAGGAUAAGUGCAUGCUCAUGAUCUACUUCAUCAUCAUCUUCGCUGUGUUUGUCGCGGAGGUGUUGGCAGCAGUACUCCUUCUGCUUCACCAGUCUAAGGCAGAGGUACUGCUGAAUAAUAUACGUACACAAGUCGCUAAGAACAUAAAGGAGAACUAUGGUAAAAACAACAUCAUCACUAAACCGUGGAACGAGACGAUGGAUUUGAUGAAAUGCUGUGGAUAUAACAAUUACACAGACUUCGAGGAUUCCCCACAUGUAAAUAACACCUCAUUGUACCCCCCAUCCUGCUGCUCUGAAACAAAUGAGUGUUUUCGCAAAAAAGCAGAAUCAGAGAAAGUGACUGGGUGUUUUGACGCUCUGGUGAAGUGGGUGCAGAAUAACUCUUCCUUGCUCGGGGGCAUUGCUGUUUGUAUCAUUGCUAUAGAGGUUGUUGCAAUGAUCGUGUCCCUUAUACUGUACAGGGGGUAAACCUGGAAACAUGCAGGUGUAAUGCUGCACACUGUAACAUCUUACACCUGCAAUAAUACAAAUUGUUUACUGGAAAAAAAAACUUAUUUUCAUGUAUGCUUUUAAUAAGGUUAAUGCUUUUAAGUUAACGCAACCUAUACCUCAAAAUGCAAAUAUG